Messenger RNA from Trachymyrmex cornetzi, 891 nucleotides. RefSeq lists its product as uncharacterized. The record is from RefSeq and is a predicted model, not a curated record. Lineage: Eukaryota; Metazoa; Arthropoda; Insecta; Hymenoptera; Formicidae. The transcript has a single exon. Gene Ontology annotation, molecular function: catalytic activity. The coding region runs from base 1 to 879 and encodes 292 amino acids.
AUGAAAGAUAAAAUGCCGGUAGGAUGGCGUUGGAAGUGCCAGGCAGCCAGGAGAGAGGGAAGAAAGGGAAGAGCGAAAGGGGGAAUUGUGACUGGAGUGAGAAGGGAGCUGGAGGAAAGAGAGAUUGGGUAUGAGGAGAAGGAUGGUAUACAAAAAAGGGAAGUGGUUAUAGAUAGAGAGAGGCGGAGAUUUGUAACAGUAUAUAAUAGGGAAGGGCGAAAAGAAUGUCUGGUUGAUCUAAAUGAGGUGAUUAAAGAAGAGGAAGAGGGAAUGUUAAUGAUAGCGGGGGAUUUUAAUGCUAGAAUAGGGAAAGAAGGAGGGUGGAAUAGACAAAGUAUAGAGGGAGACGGAACAAAGGAGGAAGCUAGCAGAGAGUCCAAAGAUAAAGUAGUAAAUAAGCAAGGAAGGGAUUUGAUGGAGGUGAUAGAAGAAAGAGGAUGGAUGGUUAUGAAUGGAGAAAAGGAAGGGGAUGAGAAGGGGGAGUGGACCUAUGAGAAGGGAGGAGGGAGGUCAGUAAUUGAUUUUGGUAUAGUGAACUGGGAAGCAUGGGAGAGAGUAAGGAGAUUUGAGGUAGGGUGUAGGGGGGAGUCGGACCAUCAGCCAAUUCUGAUAGAGUUAGGGACAUAUUAUGAAAGGGAAGAAGAGAAGGUAGGGGAAGAAUUAAGAUUUCAGGACUGGACAGAGGAAGGGACGAAAAAGUACAGGAAGGCAAUAGAAAAGGUAGAAUGGAUAGGGGGAGGGGUGAGAGAGAGAUGGGAGGAGUUGGAAAGAGAAAUUAAUAAAGCGGUAGAGUUUAAAAAAGGGGGGGAAGAGAAAAGGGAUAGGAUGGUGCCCGUGGUGGGAUGUGGAGUGCAGAGAAAAAAAGAGAGAGAUGAAUAGAACGCGAAGACG